AUGCAGCAAGAGUUGCAGUUGGUUCUCCUGAGUCUCGGGCUCUGGCUGAGAUGCUGCCUGGCCAUAGACUUUUGCGGGAUUGAGGCCUGCCGGGGAAUGGCUCAUUUGGGCUGCAACAACAGCAUGAAAUUCGAUCCAAGCUGUCUGCGGGAGCACACCGUAGUCAAUAUGGAGAUGUACCGUCGGUAUCUGGUGGCGAUGCACAACAUGUACCGCCAGAGGGUGGCGAGCGGGGAAGUGAGCGGGCUGCCAAGGGCCCAGCACAUGCCGGAGAUGGUGUGGGACAUCUAUCUGGCGCUGGUGGCCGAGUACCAUCUGAAGCGCUGCCUGCGGGAGCUGCACAACCUGUGUGUGGCCACCGACGACUUCUCCGAGCCCGCAUUCAGCUACGGCGAGGAUCUGCAGCCGCGUUCCGCGCGCCUCACCUCGAACAUGCGCCAGAUGACCUUCCUCACCGAACAGUGGCUGCACGAGGUCUACCUACUGAAGAGCAUUUACACGGAAUCGGCGCCCAAGGCGAUACGCAACAUCAUCACCGAUCGCGCCGCCUACAUGGGCUGUGCCGCUGGCCAGAGCUACGACAAUCGGCAGGUUCGAUUCGUCCUGAUAUGCUACUACGACUUGGGCCCCCCCCACCACCAGAAGCUCUACGCGACGGGCCACUUCAAUGAGAGGCGCUGCCCCGGUGGCAGGAGCAGCCGCCACACGAACCUCUGCAGCACGGUACCCAAAAAUGACUAGAAGCCUGCCAGAAUAAAUACUGCAAACGCUCUGAGUAUAAUUAAAUGUGCCAGCCACUUGGGCAAUCAAAA
Drosophila persimilis is the source of this 812-nucleotide messenger RNA. RefSeq lists its product as uncharacterized. Bases 1 to 741 code for a protein of 246 amino acids. The record is from RefSeq and is a predicted model, not a curated record. The transcript has 2 exons. Lineage: Eukaryota; Metazoa; Arthropoda; Insecta; Diptera; Drosophilidae.